This is a messenger RNA of Megachile rotundata (alfalfa leafcutting bee), 1998 nucleotides long. RefSeq names its product WD repeat-containing protein WRAP73. Gene Ontology annotation, molecular function: protein binding. Gene Ontology annotation, cellular component: microtubule organizing center; MWP complex. Gene Ontology annotation, biological process: microtubule anchoring at mitotic spindle pole body. The record is from RefSeq and is a predicted model, not a curated record. NCBI's taxonomy places the organism in Eukaryota, Metazoa, Arthropoda, Insecta, Hymenoptera, Megachilidae.
UCAUAACAUAUACAACAAUUUUCUGACAUUUGGAUUAUUCUAUAUGCAGAUCAUAUCGCAUGUUUAUUCUUUCUGUAAUAGCCACUGCGCAAUCUAGCUAACUUCAAUAUAUAUCCCACUGCUUUAUUGGUCAUAUAUGCGGUGAACAAAAUAUACGAAUAACGAAAGAACUUCAGAACUGCUUUUUCAAACAUUCCAGCUUUUCCAACUUCUUUCUAAGAGGGAGGACCUUCAAAUUAAAAAAGUAACGUUAGAAGAAAUUAUCAACAUAUGUUUCAAGAUUCAUUUUCUCUUAUUUAGGCAGAUCUGUCUACAUAUAGAAAAUAUAUGAAGUAAAGAACUACUGGGUAUACUUGGCGGUUAAGAAAGUUGCAAAGGCGAUUAUGUUUGGACAAUAAAAUAGUGGGGAGCCCAUUGAAGUUAAACGAGUUGCGCAAAUGGAAUGUUGUCUACCAUGGAACGAAUACACAAAAAGCCGCUUGAAAUAACGUCAGCUGCUUGAAAAUGUUUGGAAACAGCGAAUUCCAGAACAUAAACCAUUUUAUGGCUUGUUUUAGUCGAAAUCGCGAUGACGUUAGAAAUAGAAAAUAAUUUAAUACGGGUUAAUAAUCAGUCGUGUGAUUUUUCUCCAGAUGGACUAUUUUUCGCAGUUGCAUAUCACGCAAAUUUAAUAAUUAAAAAUAGUAAAACUUUUGAUACCGUUCAUUCAUUCAUAUUUCCAAGUAUAAUUGAGUAUUUAGAAUGGUCCAAAAAUAGUGAAUACAUUCUGUGUGCAAAUAUUAAGAAAGCUAUUGUUCAAGUAUAUUCUGUUUAUUACCCUGAAUGGAAAUUUAAGCUUAUGGAAGGCAGUGCUGGAUUAGAAAGUGUUAGUUGGUCUUUUGAUAGUAAACAUAUUUUAACAUUCUCAGAUUUCAGUAUUCAGAUAUCAAUAUGGUCUUUGGAAGAUAAGAAUGUAACUCAUAUACAAAAUGUUAAGUCCACGUUUAAAAAAUUACAUUUUAGUCCAAAUGGCAAUAAGUUAGCAGUAGUAAUUUCAAAUGAAGGUGAAGAGCACAUAGAAAUUUAUAGGACUGACAGAUGGAAGUUAGAUAAAAAAUUAAUAUGCGGACAUUUAAACAGCAUCGAUGGAUUGUCAUGGUCGCCAAAUAGUGAAUUGUUAUGUAUAUGGUGUUCCUUUAGUAACGAAGUCAAAUUACUUAUUUAUUCUAAUAAAUUGGAAAGAGAUAUCGCGAUAUUUUGCCCUCCACAAGUUACAAAUUCAACAGAAAUAGGAUACACUUAUCAAAAACAAUUAAAAGGAAUUGAAAAUGUAACGUGGAUGCCUAGUGGACAAUUGUUAGCUGUAGCAGGGUUUAAUGAAAUGAUCAUAUUAUUAAAUCACGUAACAUGGAAACCGCUUUUACAAUUAUACCUAGAUCCAGUGAUUAAGGAAAAUUAUUUGAAUAAGGUAUACAAAGAAGUGACAGUACAAUCAAAUAAAAAUAGUUUAUAUGAUAAACAUGUUUUGGAAGAGAAAUCGGAACGACCAAUAAAUAUAAAAAUUGGCAAUAAAAGUAACAUUGACAGACUUUCAGUUGCAAAAUUUGAUAUUUUAGUAUUCAGUUUUUGCGGACAAUAUUUGGCUAUAAAACACCAACUUUAUCCCACAACUUUAUGGAUAUGGAAUAUUGUUGACGAUUACCUCGAUUAUUUACUUCUUGAAAAUAACAUUACAGCUGUGAAGUGGAAUUGCACGCGUACUCAACUUCUAGUAUUCUGCGAGUGCGCAUACAUGUUUGAAUGGACACCGCAUAGCGCAAGGUGUAUACCAACUCCGCGAAAUAUCACGGCAUUGGAUGCUCGAUGGCAUCCUCAAGGAAAUCUUUUACUACUUUGUGGUUAUAACAAAGCAGUUAUUUAUCCGAUUGAAAAUAAAUCAUGAAUUGUUUAAGAUAAUACAGUAUAUUUAAAUAAAUUAAUAACUAUAAUAAAUAUUUAUUUAUUUUUUUCAAGCUUUAA